CCGUUUUUCUAACAAGCACUCGGGAGCACCUCCCUUCCCACCCUCCUCCAAGCCUGGACCAACAGUUUGUCUUUCUGUUUGGUCUACAGAAAGGAUUUUGGGAGACAGCAGGAUUCUAGGUGGAAGAAACUUUUUAUUUGGCAGACAAUCUGAGGGGACGAGGGGACAGGGAUGGGGGAAACUAAUGAGCCAGACCGGGAUGGAGUCCUUUGGGUAGCUCUAGCAGCUCUCAACUCCUCAAGUCCAAGGCCGCUGGCGGGAGGAGGGGUGUCAUCCCUGCUCCUCCUGGCUCAGGCUGCUAGGAAGCUAUUCCCUGAGCAACCAGUUCCUCUGCUGGCCCCUUCUUCCAUGACCUCUGACUGGGCAUCCAACUCUCAGACCAGGUUAUUUAUAGUUAAGCCCAGAGGAGGUGGGGGAAAGGCCAGUGUUUACAAACAUGGGUUACCUGAGUCUGAGCGGUCUGGGGGAGGGGCGAGCCUGGACCCGGUGGAUCAGCGACCAAGGGUUCUGAAUGCCGCUGAAGGCGAAGGGGGAGAGGGCGCAGAGCAGGGAGGGAGUGGGCGCUGCUCAGAUGCUGGAGCACGUGGCCCAGGGUGUGGGCCAUAUGCAAACUGUAUGCAAAUACGAGUGCUCGAAGGGUGACCUCUCAGCUGGCGGGAUCCCCGUGGGGCCCCCUGGCCUGUUGGUCUGGGGGCCAGAGGACGGCCCGGUAGGGCCCACCUGAGGGAGAAGCCCAGUCUCACAAGUUCCCUCCCGCUCGCUCACAGCCAGAGGGUCCCGCAGAAAGACCUCGCCGUCCUUGGGAAGGGGAGUUGGCCUCAGCCCCCGCCCCGCCGCCCCCGCCUCCUCCCCCGCGUGCGGCGCGGCAACUGGGUGUCCGGUUACCGCGCGGGGGCUAUAGUUAGCCCCGGGAACCUCGCUUUCAGCCGGACCCUGGGACUGCACAGCGCCCGCCCGAGCCCUUGGGGCUCCCUCCGGCUCGCGGCCUCCGCAACCCGCAGGGAUGGCGCUGGCGGGUCUGCUGAUCGCCCUGGGCUGCCUCGGCCUCCAUGCCUUCUGGCAGGCCCAGGCUGUUCCCAUCCUGCCCCUGGGCCUGGCUCCAGACACCUUUGACGAUGCCUAUGUGGGUUGUGCAGAGGAGAUGGAGAAGGAGGCAGCUCCCUUGCUGAAGGAGGAAAUGGCCCACCAUGCCCUGCUGCGGGAAUCCUGGGAGGCAGCCCAGGCAGCCUGGGAGCACAGGCAACGAGGGCUCACCUUGCCUCCCGGCUUCAAAGCCCAUCAUGGAAUAGCCAUUAUGGUCUACACCAACUCAUCUAAUACCUUGUACUGGGAGUUGAAUCAGGCCGUGCGGACGGGCGGAGGCUCCCGGGAGCUCUACAUGAGGCACUUUCCCUUCAAGGCCCUGCAUUUCUACCUGAUCCGGGCUCUGCAGCUGCUUCGAGGCGAUGGGGGCUGCAGCAGGGGGCCUGGGGAGGUGGUGUUCCGAGGUGUGGGCAGCCUUCGCUUUGAACCUAAGAGGCUGGGGGACUCUGUCCGCUUAGGCCAGUUUGCCUCCAGCUCCCUGGAUAAGGCAGUGGCCCGCAGAUUCGGUAAUGCCACCCUCUUCUCUCUAAUGACUUGCUUUGGGGCCCCUAUCCAGGCCUUGUCUGUCUUUCCCAAGGAGCGUGAGGUGUUGAUUCCCCCGCAUGAAGUCUUCUUGGUCACCAGAUUCUCCCAGGAUGGAGCCCAGAGCCUGGUGACUCUGUGGAGCUAUAAUCAGACCUGUAGCCACUUUAACUGCGCCUAUCUGGGUGGGGACAAGAGGCGGGGCUGUGUGUCUGCACCAGCAGCGGUGCAGCCAGAGUCACAAUCUGAGGGGGCCUUCUCUCUGCCUCCCUGGAAGACCCUGUCUUUGGCCCCUGGGGAGUUCCAGCUCUCAGGGGUUGGGCCCUGAAAGUGCAAAACCUGCCACUUAGGAGCCCUGGGAACAGGUGACUUUCAUAUGAAGAAGAGGCGCCUCCAGCAGCCUGUAGAAGCAAGAACAUGGUUCUGGAUCCCGUCCUAGCAGCCUUCUCCCCAACCAGGAUGUGGGGCUGGGGAGGCCACGGCAGGGCUGAGGGAACUCUGCUAUGUGGUGGGGACUUCCUGGGAUAAGCAAGGGAAGUACUGAGGCAGCCACUUGCUUAAGUGGUGUUGCAGUGUGGAGACAUGGAGUUUUAUGAGGCAGCCACUUGAUUAAACAGUAUUGCAGUGUGGAGACAUGGAA
This is a messenger RNA of Sapajus apella (tufted capuchin), 2245 nucleotides long. RefSeq names its product ADP-ribosyltransferase 5 (gene ART5). NCBI's taxonomy places the organism in Eukaryota, Metazoa, Chordata, Mammalia, Primates, Cebidae. The coding region runs from base 1004 to 1933 and encodes 309 amino acids. The record is from RefSeq and is a predicted model, not a curated record. Gene Ontology annotation, molecular function: NAD+ poly-ADP-ribosyltransferase activity; NAD+-protein-arginine ADP-ribosyltransferase activity. The transcript has 5 exons.